This is a messenger RNA of Peromyscus maniculatus bairdii (prairie deer mouse), 3120 nucleotides long. The record is from RefSeq and is a predicted model, not a curated record. Lineage: Eukaryota; Metazoa; Chordata; Mammalia; Rodentia; Cricetidae.
CUUUUUCGGUCUUCCCGGAAGCAAGGGCCCGCACCCGCCGCGUUCCGCUGCCCUCUCUCCUCCGGCUCCCCUGGCCUGGUUCUCUGAGUGAGGGCGGGGAUGGAGGAGAAGGUGGACUCCGCCGCCGCCCCGGACGGCUCGCGCGUGGUGUCGGCACAGGAGAUCGAAAAGUGGAUGGAGGAGGCCAUGCGAAUGGCCAAAGAAGCCCUUGAAAACACUGAAGUUCCUGUUGGCUGCCUUAUGGUCUACAACAAUGAAGUUGUGGGGAAGGGAAGAAAUGAGGCUACUCGGCAUGCCGAAAUGGUGGCCAUUGAUCAGGUCCUAGACUGGUGCCAUCAACACAGCCACAGUCCUGCCGAAGUGUUUGAACACACCGUGCUGUACGUCACCGUGGAGCCGUGUAUCAUGUGUGCCGCUGCCCUCCGCCUCAUGAAAAUCCCACUGGUCGUCUAUGGCUGCCAGAAUGAACGGUUUGGUGGUUGUGGUUCCGUCCUAAACAUUGCCUCUGCUGACCUACCCAAUACCGGGAGACCAUUUCAGUGCAUCCCCGGAUAUCGUGCUGAAGAAGCCGUGGAGCUCCUAAAGACCUUCUACAAACAAGAAAACCCAAAUGCACCCAAAUCCAAAGUACGGAAAAAGGACUGUCAAAAAUCCUGAUGUUCUGAUGAAAGACCGGUGCCCUUUGGAGACCUGGACAGAACUCCCGACUGAGAGCCGUUGGCAUUGCUGGUCAUGUUUAUAUGUCGUUGUUACUGUGUGGGAAAAUGGUGUCUUUUGUCAUGUCAUUUGCUCUGUUAAGGGACCAAGUGAGCCCUUUCUAAAGCCUGACAGAUGUAAACAGCGUUUAGCUCUUCCCAAGCUGAGAGUGUUUCGGCAAUGGGAAGAAUUAAGGUUUGAGGUCACAGAGAUCAGCAAGCUAGUGCCCGACCUUCAGCCACAGCUUUAGCCCCAAUGUCUUAGGGAACAUCUUUGUGGCCUGGGGAGAUGGCUAAGUGAUAAAGUGCUUGCUAUUACAAGCAAGAGGCCUCCAUCCCCAGCACCCAUCAAUGCCACCUGGGCUGGGGGGCCUGCCUGUAAUUCCAGCGCUUAGAAGGCCGAGUUGGGCUUCCGAGAUCCCAAAGCAGGCUAACUAGUUAGGUUAGCCCUCAUUGGUGGGGUCUGUGUUCAAGGGAAAGAUACUGCCUCCAAGAGUAAAGUGAAGAGUGAUCUAGGGGGACCCCCAGGGUUCAACCUUAGACCUCACACAUGCAUCCCCCCCCCCAGACACGAGUGCACACACAAGAUACAAAUACAUACAUCACACAUUAACACCACACAUGUGUACACAUGCAAGCAAAAAAAAAAAAGAAAGAAAGACAAGUCUUUGGAAGAUUGAUUAAGACCCCAACAGGAAGUAGAAGAAGGAAAGAAAGCCUUGGGCUUCUACUGAGUGCGUUCAGACCCAGUCCCGCACAGGACUCCGCCUGGGCUCGUGCUAAUUUGUAAUAUGACUUUAUGUCUAUGACGGUGCAUGUUGGGGACUCAUGUGUGGUGUGGAGGCAAAGGACAAUCUCAGGUCCCUCUCCUAGAUAUAGUCCCCUCCUCUUCCUGAUGUUUGUGUUUGUUUAUUUUUAAGGCUAAGUUUCUUAUUGGCCUGAAAUUUACCGUUCAGCUAGGCAGGCUGGCCAGGAAUGCCCCGGGGUUCCACCAGUGUCCUCUAGUGCAGGAAUUACAGGCGGGCACCACCCACCACGCUCUCUCUCCCUCCCUCCCUUCUUUCUUUUAAACGUGAGUUUUAGAGAUUGAACUCAGGUCCUUUUGCCACUAUAUACUGUCAGAUAUCUCUCCAACCCGAAAACAUUCUUUUUUAAAGUACUCAGAGAAAAUGGAUGCUUUUUAAAGUAAGUGCUUAAGGGUCAUUUUUAAAUCAUAGCAUAUUGGUACAAUAAAAUUUUAUUUAUGCCUUCUUUGAAGAGGAGUCGUCUUAAAUAAUGGGUGCUAGAGAGAUGGCUCAGGGGCUAAGAAUAUAUACUGCUCAAUCAGAGGGUACAUGUUCAGUUCCCAGUACCUACAGUGGACAACUCACAACCUCCUGUAAUUCUAGUACCAGGGGUUCCAGUACCCUCUUCUGGACUCCAUGGGCACCUACACUUCCCUGUGCACACAUCUCCACAAUACACACACACACACACACACACACACACACACACACACACACACACACACACAAUUAAAACAUUUUUAAAAGAUAAAAUUGAAAGUGAAGUCGUUCCUUAUAAUAGAGCAACUAUUCUGUUAACGUCCAUAACUUCCCUGGAACAGAAUGAAGACGUUAUGCUCUCAAAACAAAGACCUUGUAUUCUCACGAGAGAUCAUUGAAAACUUAUAUGGCUUGCUGGAGAAUGAUAGGUGCCGCGGGGCGUAAUGGUGCACACUGUAACUCCAGCACUGGGGAGGUCAGAGCAAGAGGACCAUGAAUUCAAGGCCAGCCUGAGCUGCGUAAGAAAACACCCCCCCAAAAUUACAGCCAGUCGAUCCUUGGACUAAGAAUGCAGGAAUGGCGGCUACGGGAUUGAAUAAAACGAUCCACUCAAUCAAACACAGCUGAUAAAAUUUAAAUUCAGUAGCUAAAAAUUUGACCUCACAACAACAUCUCCCCGAAGGGGCACGGAUGCCAGCCAGAUAGGGCUUUUCUGAGCCUCCCUGGGCGCAGUGCGCGUCUCUGCCCAACAGGGGGCGUCGCCGUUCCACCGCAGGGCCAGCGCCAGCGCCAGCGCCAGCGCCGCCACAGUGGAGUUUCUUAGGCGCAUUCAAGUCCUUGAUGCAAAGCGGCUGUGUUUGUGGACUCUGCCAUUUGAGCGCUGUCUCCGACUUGUUUGUUUUGAAUUACAUUACCGGCUGGAAUGUGAUUGUGGCGGUAGUAUUUUUAUAUUGCCGGGGGGGAGCCGCUAAUCACAGUUACAUGCUUCAGAGGAUUUAUAAUUGCGUGGUUUUGUGCGUGUGUGUUUUUAACGGCAUUUCAGAAGUUUUAUGGGCGAAGAAUACGCACGAUUUUAAAUUUACAAUAAUGGUCUGUGCACCUUCUCUUCGGUUUUUUAUCUACUUUAAAAAUUGUCUUCUCAUUAAAUUUUAGUGCCUUGA